Candidozyma auris is the source of this 528-nucleotide messenger RNA. RefSeq names its product ethanol metabolism protein. The record is from RefSeq and is a predicted model, not a curated record. Gene Ontology annotation, cellular component: cytoplasm; mitochondrion; membrane. The coding region runs from base 1 to 528 and encodes 175 amino acids. The transcript has a single exon. NCBI's taxonomy places the organism in Eukaryota, Fungi, Ascomycota, Pichiomycetes, Serinales, Metschnikowiaceae.
AUGUUGACCCAGCGACCUUACGCCACCAACGCCCUCACCACGGCCUUUCUCUUCGGCACUGGUGACUUCUUGGCCCAGAAAGUCAGCGCUUCCCCCCAGUACGACUACCCCAGAACCGCCAGAGCUGUAUUCUACGGCGGCGUGAUUUUUGCUCCCCUAGGGGACCAAUGGUAUAAGUUCUUGGCCAGGAUUGUGGUUGGUCGUACUAAUGUAGCACAGACAGCUGCUCGAGUAGCGGUGGACCAGGGAGUGUUUGCGCCCUUCAUAGGUAUUCCGCUCUACUACCUGGCGAUCAGCGCUUUGGAGGGGAAGAAUUGGGAGCAGACAAGGACCAAGUUAGAAAAGAACUGGUGGCCCACACUAUACACGAAUUGGAGUGUCUGGCCAGUCUUUCAGGCGGUGAAUUUCGCCUUUGUGCCUGUAAGCUAUCGUUUGAUGGCGGUCAAUGUGGUGAGUAUUGGGUGGAACUGCUACAUGCUGAUGAAGAAUGCGGGAGAGGACCCCACUAAAGUAAGAAAGGACCUAUAA